UGGUGGCCUUAGCCUUAUAUAAAGGGAGGAUAAGCUGGUGAGCUUUUCCUGCUAAAUGUAGAAGAAAGAGUAAAAGAGACUCUCAUUGUGCAGAGGACUAAUGGAGGAACAACUGAGCCCUUUGGCUGUGACACAUCUCCUUCAGCACACCCUGAGAAGCUUGUGCAUUCAUGAAAAUUCUCAAUGGGUUUAUGCAGUCUUUUGGAGGAUCUUGCCUAGAAACUAUCCACCACCUAAGUGGGAUAGUCAAGGAGGACCUUAUGAUAGGUCAAGAGGGAACAGGAGGAACUGGAUAUUGGUUUGGGAAGAUGGUUUCUGCAAUUUUGCUGCCUCGACAGCUGAGAUCGACACCGGUGAUUGUCCAGGCUCAUCUGUCUAUGGAAACCGUGAAUAUCAACACUAUCAGGGACUCCAACCAGAGCUUUUCUUCAAGAUGUCUCAUGAAAUCUACAACUAUGGUGAAGGUUUAAUUGGGAAAGUAGCUGCAGAUCAUAGUCAUAAGUGGAUAUACAAGGAACCAAAUGACCAUCAAGAAAUCAACUUCUUGUCUGCAUGGCACAACUCAGCUGAUUCACAUCCUAGGACUUGGGAGGCCCAAUUUCAGUCUGGUAUUAAGACCAUAGCCUUAAUUGCAGUAAGAGAAGGUGUUGUUCAGUUAGGAGCGGUUCAUAAGGUGGUUGAGGAUUUGAGCUAUAUUGUGCUACUAAGAAAGAAGUUCAGCUACAUAGAGAGCAUCCCAGGAGUGCUAUUGCCACAUCCAUCAUCAUCAGCUGCAGCAGCAGCAGCAUCAUCAUACCCCUUCAAGAUGGACAGCUAUGGCGCGCCGGAAGCGUGGCACUUCCAAGGCAAUCCUCCACCAGAAUUAUAUGACAGGUUCAAUCACUCCAUGAGAAUAACACCCUCCAUGAGCAGCCUCGAAGCCCUACUCUCCAAGCUUCCCUCAGUCGUGCCACCGGAGCCAUCACAUCCCUCGUCGUCGGCCUACUUUGAGGCGCCCAAUAGGGCUAUGGAAGUGAUGGGGGGGAUGGAGAAGGUGGUGGCCAAGGAGGAAAUGGAUGGGGGUGAGAGUAGUAGCUCAAUGUCUUCCUAUCAUCAACAGUAUCAACAUUUUAACCAUGAUCUGAAUUUGAGUAACUGCAGCAGACCAAAUAAUGGAUUUUGAGUGAGUGGUUAUUAUUAUAGAUGUCAGUAGAUUAUAUAUAUAGGAAUUGAAUCAUGGAUUGAGGUCUAACAUUGUAGCUUUUUUAAUAGCUAGUUUCAUUGUAGUGGCUGCUUUUGGCUUUCCUUGCCCUGUAAGCUCUCUUGAGUCUACUUUUAGUACAUUUAAUAUGAAACUACUAUUUUUGCUCUUUAAA
This is a messenger RNA of Cornus florida, 1355 nucleotides long. RefSeq names its product protein RICE SALT SENSITIVE 3-like. The record is from RefSeq and is a predicted model, not a curated record. The transcript is spliced from 7 exons. Lineage: Eukaryota; Viridiplantae; Streptophyta; Magnoliopsida; Cornales; Cornaceae. Bases 101 to 1162 code for a protein of 353 amino acids.